GAAUACUAUCUCAUUAAUUCUUGAUAGAAGCAGACUCAAGUCAACAUCAUUGAUUACGUUAUGAUUUGUGAAGUUUAAGUUUAUGUGAAAUUCAUUUCAGAUUUAUGAAAUGAUGGCUACCAAUCUGACUGUCCUCAAUGAAACAGUCUUCGAAGACGACCCAUUCGCAGAGCUAGACGAGGCAGCUAUAGAACAAGAAGAGCUAGCAGCCUCCUUCGCCUACAUCAUAGUAACCAUCCUAGUCAAACUAGCAGUCUGCCUUGCAGCCAUAGCGGCAGACAUCUUCCUAGUCAUCAUGAUCUGCAGAUUCAGAAAACUGCGCUCCAUCCGAAUGAACAUGUUCAUUCUCAACGCCACCAUACUGAGUGUGGUGUAUUUGCUUUGUACACCUUUGUACUUUAUGCUAGGCCACCUGCUGUUCAACCACAACGCUCCAACUCUGUUUUUGUGGCAAACCCAGAACACUCUGUUGAUUUUGUACAAUACAUUUGCUAUUUGCAUGGCUGUAUGUUGGUUCCUUACUGGGUACAAACCAUUGCUGAUCAAGAAGUACCAGAAGUAUUCCAGUCACGUGUUCGGCACCAUCUACAUAGCUUUUAUUAUUGAAUGGAUCUUCGCUUUCAUCUACUCCAAGAAUCAUCACAUAGCCAGGAUGUCUAUCUUCACUGUCUUCUACGUUAUCUUCUUGGUACUGCUGGUGAUCUUGAAUGUCCUGAAGACUAGAGUGAGCAUGAGCAGCGAUUGUGCAAAGACUUCGUACUGUUUGAAUGUCGCGAACAUUAUUUUCUUUGCUUAUUUGCCGAUGUUUUUGUUCCAUAUAGCCAUACGGUUUAUUUCGAAUGAUUUUAUGUUUUACUUGGAGUUUAUACCAGAGCUGAUUGCGUUAGCUCAUCCAGUAUUGAUAGUUUAUGAGUUAGGGAGGAAGGAUAAGCAUUUUAAGACGGCUUACAAGAAAUCUUUUGAAAGGCAACAUGAAUAUGAGGAUGACAAUUUAGAUGAGGUGUCUGAUAAUGAAAUUGGCGAUACUAGGACUAAUGUUAUUAGUGUUGAUGAUAAUAGACAAACCUUGAUAAUUUGACGACAUUAAGUUUAUUUGUACAUGGAAAUAAUAUAGUUUCAAUUCAUGUUUUUCA
This is a messenger RNA of Phaedon cochleariae (mustard beetle), 1133 nucleotides long. The record is from the annotation of a GenBank genome assembly. Lineage: Eukaryota; Metazoa; Arthropoda; Insecta; Coleoptera; Chrysomelidae.